CGUAGGCGGCGAGAGUGUUCCGACGGAGCGAUUACUUUUGACUUGCGGAGGCCUAUCAGUCGAGGGCCGGGCCCGCAGAGCCGGUGCUGAGUCUACAGCGUCACCUGAGAAGGCUCCGGGGGCCGCGCUGGGGCCGCUGCGGAAACGGCUAAGCCGGCCGCAGCUUCAGCCAUGGUUGCCCCCGCGGUGUUGCGUGCCCUCCGGAAGAACAAGACCCUUCGCUACGGAGUCCCCAUGUUGUUGCUGGUUGUUGGAGGUUCUUUUGGUCUUCGUGAAUUUUCACAAAUCCGAUAUGAUGCUGUGAAGAUUAAGAUUGAUCCUGAAUUGGAGAAAAAGUUGAAAGUGAACAAAAUAACUUUAGAGUCAGAGUAUGAGGACUCUGACCCUGAUACCUGGUACAAAGCCUCAACUUCUCUCCCUGACCUCUUCAGACCUGGGCCUUCUACUGCAGCUGAAGCUCUACCUUCACCAAUGGCCUCUCCAUGCAUCCCUUCAGGGACUCCUGCCCUGCCAAAAAAUGCCAAGCCUCAGCUAUACUCCAUGACCCCUUCAUGACUUCAAAACCAGUAUUACCUGAGUGACUGUUACACUACCAAGUUCGGUUGCCAGCAUGAGAUGAAACCUCCACUCCUGGGCUUCUGUGUCCUGAUUGAAAGGAAACACUUUCCAGAAGAGUCUGCCUUGGGUGAGGUCCCCCCAAUCUCUCUCUUUUUUGUCUCUCUCUCUCCAUGUUUGUACUGAUUAUUUGGGAAUUUCACCUAAUGCACCCCAAUCACACACUUCCCAUUCCUCCCAGGUAUGCCACCCACCACUUUUUUUUAAGCCUAUGCCCCCCCCCAACAAAAAUAAAAGAAGAAAGAAGAGGAAAAAAACCCCUACAAGUCCAGUUUGUGUUGCCCAUAUACUCACUGGAGGAUGGUCAAACUCCCAGUGGACAGAUCCUUAAAGAAAAUGGAGUCCUUCCUUAUCCUAUCCCCUGCCAGAAGCCAUCUGUUUUAGAGAGCGACACUUCAUCAUCCAUAUCAAAAUGUUAAAGAGUUCUCUUUGACUGCUUCCUGCCUAAUCUGUUACUUUUGGGAGGUGGUGGUGGGAUGAGGAUUGAUGGAGGAGGAGGUUGUCACAGGAUCCUUCUAUGACUCUCAACUGUGAGUCUGCAGUCAUUCAUACCACUUAAAAAGUAACUUCCUUGCCCUUUACAGUCAGCUGGAGCAUGGAUCACGGACUUCAUAUAGCUUCUGGUGACAUGAAGGGCCAUGGAUAUCUACAUGGUUCCCACUGGCAGUACAGACCAGACAUUGACAGAGCCCUCUGCUGCAGCAUAGGCCAUAGACACCAUUGUGGUCCUUGGUGGCAGCACAGGCCACAGACAGCAACAUGGACUCUUGUGGCUACAUGACCCUCGGACAUCAACAUGGCUUCAGGUGGCAUCAUAGACCGUGGACAUUGGUCUAGCCCUUGGUGGUAACAGAGGCCAUGGAGAUCAACACAGGCCCUGGCUGUAAAAUGACCCAUAGGCAUUAACAUAGCAGGAUAGGCCACUCACAUCAACAUGGUCCCUGGCGGCUGCACAGUCUAUGGGUGUCAACAUCAACAUGGAUUUAGGCAGCAGCACAGACCAGGCGAUGUUGGUCUCCUAACUGCAGUUCAUUAUUCAUCAGCUGUUCCUUCAAAGCAAAGGUUUCUGGUCUCUGUUUAAUUAGAAUUGAUUCUUUAGCCCCAGCUGACCAGAUCCAGAAUCUUAAUUCAAAAUAUCAAAUGACCCUAAUAGUCUUUGAGUAACUCUCAAACUUCCUUGUGAAACUUCACAAGCCAAGCCUCUACUAUCUGAGUUUCUCUCAACACUCUUACUCUCCAGGCUCCCAUUGAACAUCCCACUGAGCUUUUAACACUCAAAAUAUUUUUGAGCCCAAAGUCUCAAAGUCUUUCCACAGUCCUCCCAAAUAUUGUCAGAUUUGUUACAAAAAUACCCCGCUACUGCUACUAAUGUCUGUCUUUUUUAUUGCUGUGAUAAAACACCACAACCCAAAACAACUAGACGAGGAAAGGGUUUAUUUAAGUUACCCUUCCAGGCAACAGCCAUCACUGAGGGAAGUCAAGGCAGGAACUGAUAUGGAGGCCACAUAUCAGGGAAGUUCUGCUUACUAGCUUGCUGACUCAGUAAGAAACUAUCAAGAGAGAGAACAUAGACAAAGGCUUUCAACAUUUUUGUAUGAGUUCACACAGGUGUUAGUGGUAGUUUGAAAAUUGUGUUGCAGUUUGCAGUUUCUGUCUUAACUAAGCACUCAAAUAAUUGAGACUACUGUAUUUAUUUGAUAAGCUUUAUGGCACAUGAACUGAGCAGUAUUAAUCUUUUGUUUUGUUUUGUUUUCAAGACAGGGUUUCUCUGUGUAGUCCUUGGAUGUCCUGGACUCACUUUGUAGACCAGGCUGGCCUCAAGCUUACAGAAAUCCACCUGCAUCUGCCUCCCUGAGUGCUGGGAUUACAGGUGUGUGCCACUGGCCUGGCUAGUAUUAAUCUAUCUUAACUCUCUGAGCUGAUCUGCCCCCUCUCCCCACCCAGGGUAAAUCUCUGAGAUAUUUGCUUUUAUGGCUUUCUCUGCUACAGCUGCUCCUCCUGAUGGCUCCUGGACUUCUCCUCAGGGAUCAAUUCCCACUUCUCUUUCUCUCCAUCUCCCCUGGCUGACAGGAAGUCCAGCCCUAUUCUCUCCCUUGCUCAGUCAUUGGCAAGUUUCUUCACUGACAUAUCAGGGAACAAUUGGGGAGCAAGGUUUAGACAGGAGAUUCUCAGAACAAGGAUAUGGGGCCCGCAGAAAUCAACAUUUGAAUCUUUACACACUACACAAUAACAUUAUGCCUAUCCAGAGGUAUAUGGACACACACAAAUAUGCACACACACAGACACACACAGACACACACAGACACACACAGACACACACACAGUAAAAAAGGAAGCUAUAGAAGUUUUUGAAAUAGAAAAUAUUUGUUAAAACAACUUAUGAAAACAGAAAGAAAUUAUGGAUCUAAAAAGCAUGAGGACCACAAUGAAUUUUUUUCUAGAGACAACACUUGCCAGUAUUGCUCUACCUACUCUUUACUGCAACAUUGAUUUCUAAGGUGUAUAUGUAUGGAAAAUCUUUUCAUUGUAUUUUUUUCAAGAUGCUGGCAUGGAAUACAUCAA
This is a messenger RNA of Psammomys obesus (fat sand rat), 3177 nucleotides long. Its product is annotated as cytochrome c oxidase assembly protein COX16 homolog, mitochondrial. Bases 172 to 555 code for a protein of 127 amino acids. The transcript has 4 exons. The record is from RefSeq and is a predicted model, not a curated record. NCBI's taxonomy places the organism in Eukaryota, Metazoa, Chordata, Mammalia, Rodentia, Muridae. Gene Ontology annotation, biological process: mitochondrial respiratory chain complex IV assembly. Gene Ontology annotation, cellular component: mitochondrial inner membrane.